Molecule: messenger RNA, 5449 nt
Organism: Pseudophryne corroboree (corroboree frog)
Lineage: Eukaryota; Metazoa; Chordata; Amphibia; Anura; Myobatrachidae
Gene: SRRM3
Product: serine/arginine repetitive matrix 3
Exons: 17
Coding region: 519-2393 (624 amino acids)
Molecular function (GO): mRNA binding
Source: RefSeq, a predicted model, not a curated record
CCAGCACUUCAGCAGCGACAAGGGCUUUUCUAGAGGAGACUGUUCGUGCAACCCGCUCCCAUGCCUGCACUCUCAUCCCGGCGACAGCUGCGCCCGACACCUGACAGCUGAGCACCCAAUAACAGCAGCAGCAUAAAAGAGCGAUAUAUACAGGUGCGGCAGAAGACGGGCAUCUCUGACAGUAACACUGCUGCUGCUGAGCAUCUUCAACCUACAGCCAGGAGAAAGGAUCCUGCUUACAGGUUCUCCUUGGAUCCAAAACAAUACUGGUAGAGAAGAAGGACCGUGGCAGUACAUUUUGCUGUUUCAUUUCUGAAAGUGGAAGCACAUGUCCAAGCUUCCAAUUCCACUGUGCUGUGUGGACCUGCUACGCCGGCUGCUGAACUUCAUAGGUAUUUAAAGAAUAUGAGGAAAUAUAUGCUUUCACCAAAAGCAUGAAUUGACCUCCAAAUUCAGAGAAGAUUUUCAGUUUUCACAGCACUAAAAAGGAAGAAAAAGAACUGUGUAGCAGCACUGCAAUGUCUGUUUGCAACAAUGGCGGCAGGAUUCCAUCUCCGCAGGAAUCUGCCAAUGGCUUUUGUCAGCCCAGUGCUUCAGGCACCUGGCAUAAACCUGAAGAAGAAGUGAGAGUGACAGAACCCAGCCCUGUCAAGAAGGCCCACAGGGAAAUCUUAGACCAUGAGCGGAAAAGACGGGUAGAACUCAAGUGCAUGGAGCUACAAGAAAUGAUGGAGGAGCAGGGGUACUCAGAGGAGGAAAUCCGUCAGAAAGUAGGGACUUUUCGGCAAAUGCUCAUGGAGAAAGAAGGGGUGCUGACAAGAGAAGAUCAACAUGGACGUCAGAUAGUAAUUAAAAACCAUUAUGUGGUUCCUGGCGAAGAGAGUACCACAGAGUAUUCAGUGUAUGGGGAAGGCUACACCUUGGAAUGUGACUGUCACAGUGAUUGCUAUCAAGAUGAUAAUAACCAGAGGGAUUACAGAGCAAGCAGAAGACUGAGCAGCUCGGUAUCACCACCCCCAAAGAAAAGGAAGAAGAAGAAAUCUGGACGUAAGAGGAGCCGCUGUGAUAGUUCAUCACCAGUGCGGAAAGAAAAGAAGAAGAAAAGCAGCAAAAAGCACAAAAGGGACAGGUCAAAUUCAGGGUCCAGAAAGAAGAGAAGACACAGAUCUAGAAGCCUCAAGAACAAAAGAAAAGAUAAAUCUAAAGACAUAAAGAGAUCUCAUAGCGGAUCAACAACACGCAGAACCCACAGGCACAGCAGCUGUAGCUCUCAUAGUGCUUCGCCUUCUUCUGAUUACAGUACCUCCAAAUCACCAUGCAGACAAAGCCCCAAGCAUAGGCAGGAAGAUCAUAAACCUUCUAGCCACAGAUCCAGCCGCAGCCAAUCCUCUUCAUGCACCGGUCACAGCCGAGCUGCCACGCCACACCAGAAUGGGCACAAGAGUGGCAUUCACAAUGGUCACCACAGUCAAGGGCAUGGCACCAUUCUAGAGAAACAUUUGGAUCGACUCAAUUCGAUAUCACCAUCUUCAAAGACACAUUCAAAAGUGGAGACAUCUCCUAGCCGUCACAAGGGUAAUAACCGCAAUGAUAUUAGGAGUCCAAGAUCUAUUUCAUCAAGUAAAGGUGGCCGAUGUUCAUCAGAUGAUAAGCAUCGACGUCACUCCAGGUCGCCAUCAUCAGAGAGACAUCAUAGACGGUCUAGGGUUCGAACUAGGAUUCAGAAAGAGUCUUCUGUGAACUCAGGAAGCCGUACAGGCUAUAGCAGUGAUUCUGAAGGAUCAGUAUUUUCACAGACCACUGGACAAGAAAAGAACCAUGGUGCUUCAGCAAAAAGGCAAAAAGUCAAGCAUCACCGUGGUAGACAAAAUAGCUGUUCUGAGUCAUCUGUGAAACAUGCUCGACAAAAUUUGGAGAGGAAAAAGAGUCCAACACGCAGCACAGGUAACAGAGGCAGCUCCUGGAGUUCCAGCCGCUCGCGAUCCCGUUCAAGAUCACGUGACAAGAGGUCAGCAAGAAGUAGGUCUAGAUCGGUCUCUCAGAAGAAGAAUUUAAACAGGGAGAAAGAUGGUGAGGCCCGAGCACGACAUAAUGAUACAGAAGCAACAAGGCCUCGACGUCGCUCUAGAAGUUACUCUCCUAUUCGGAAGAGAAGGAGGGAUUCUCCUAGCUUCAUGGAAGCAAGAAGAAUUACAAGUGCCCGGAAGCGCCCAAUCCCUUACUAUCGUCCUAGCCCAUCUUCCAGCUCCUUGAGUAGCUACUCCCACAGUCGCAGUCGAAGUAGGAGUUAUGACAGCUACAGCAGCUACAGUCAUAGCCGGACUCGGAGCCGCUCUCCCAGCCAUAGUCGGAGUCCUAGCUACAGGAGCAGCUCUGAGAGUGCAGGAUUCUAAACCUCUGUACAUCAAGCCAACUCUCCUACUAAUCAUAUUUGCUUCCUAAAGUAGAUUGUGUGUUAGCCCAAGAAGACUCAUAGGGUUAAAAUGUGUAAGAAUAUAAAUAAAUAUAUAUAUAUAUAUAUAUAUAUAUAUACACAAAGGAUUUACUAUAAGUUUACGCCAGUGUAAAUCUACCUUUACUAAACAGAUCAAACAAAACAUGUAAGUCUCACCUUAAUUUUGAAUAUUGUGUCUACAAUAUGAUGUUUUCCCUUUGCCACUAAGCACAGAAGCCGCAGGCUCUCUAGUCGCACAGUACUAAAUGAAGUAACAGAGCUGCUUGUCUGACCAUACUUUCUAAAACCACAUAAACAAUAUUUAAGAUGUGGUUGUGCAGUAUUCUAACAAUAUAUCAGUUUUUUUUUUUUUUUUUAAAUGAGUUGUGAUGGACAUAUAAUCAGUAGUUGGAAUAGUUGGGAAUCCACAGUUGAAUUAUAAUAGGGCACUAAAGCACCUAUAAAACUGAAUCUUUUUUGUUAAAUAUAUGUAAAAAAAAGUAAGCGCGAAGAAAAACUAGUCCAACAUGCGCAAGAUGAGACCUGUGUAACAUGCAGGUAAUUUAUUGCAAAACUGGUGAUACUGCUCAUUCAUUUUUAUAUGUUACUAAAUUGUAUUUAUGAUUAUUAUUAUUAUAUAUAGACACAAAACAUAUUCUGCAAUUGGGUGGCCAUUAUUAUUAUUAUUAUUAUUACUUUAUACCAUAGGUCGGUGGUUCCCAAACUUUUUUGAAUCAAUGCGCCCUAGAGUAUCAGAAUUUUUUUUUUCACGGCACCCUAGGGCAAAAGUUUCUUAUGGAGAAAUUUAGAAAACAAAAAUAAAAUUAAGUAAAUUGUGUUCAUAUGUCAUCAUUAGGUUCACUUAUGUGGUGAGGAACAGGAUUUGCUUCUGUUUGCCCACAUAUUUUGAUUGGAUGCUACAGCACUGGUUUUGCCUAUUACUUUGACCAAAAAUAGUUUGAAUUGGUCCUAGACCACAACAUAGGACACCCCUGCAAGUGCCCUGAAGCACCCAGCAUUCUUACUACAACACUCUGCACCCAUUAUACCUUCUGGUGUCCUGCGGCGCAGCAGCAGCGCUGCAAAUAUCACUGGGAAAAUGGUGCAGCACCAUUUCCUCUGUGUUUUGCGCAUGCGCAGUGGGAAAAUCACUGGGAAAAUUGCAGCCGCGCUGUUUUCCUGGAGAUCUGCGCAUUCACUCUAGACUCUUGGACAGUGCCAGGGUCCCCUAGGGACCCUAGUUCCCAGAGUCACAGCGCUGCUGUCGGCUAGAGAGGAGAGGUCCCUGACAGAGCCUGCACAUGGGCCUCCUCCUCUCUAGAAACACCCCUAAAUAUAUAUGCUGCCUACUAAAGUUCAGUAAAUAUUUUGGCACUAUAUUAGUUUCCUCAUCUAUGUUUCUUAUAUAAAUUUUAAGCAUUGAAAAAGACUUUAGUUGACUCUUUCUAGUUCAGGAAAUAAUUUAAAAAAAUCUAACCUGUUUAUCAAUCAGAAGUUUUUGGAAAAGUUAUUCAGAAAGUUCAAUUUGAAAGCUUCAUUAGGACAUAUGAACUGUACAAAGACAUAAUAGCUUUAUUAAAAGUGCAUUUUUUCUGUACCAUACAAUAGAAGACAGUAGAACACUACGACUCAUCAUCAGCAACAAAAACCUUUACCAACAGUAAUUCAUCCCCAAGUCUUACCAUGUAAUCAUGUACCACUGGCCUGUGGUAACACAUAAACAAAGUUAACACAUCUAACAAAACACUCUCCCAAAUCGUAAAAAGAUAGCUUGAUUAUUGGAUGCAAGUGAAUGCUAUUCAUCAGCAGAAAUCUGCAAUUUAAUAACAUGAGUUACAGAAUGUAAUAAGUGUAAAAAUUACCUUUACUAUUUUCUAUGUUUACAAAGUAUGCCAUUACUUAAAUAUUACCAGAAUUAAGGCACUCUAUACAUGACAGCCACCAUUUUAAGUUAUUUAGCCAUUUUGGGAAUGGCGGUUUGCAUUUUUUAAAAGUAUAUUUUAUUUAUUUAUUUAUUUAGUCUAUUUGUUUUAAGGACAUUAUUUUGAGUUUACUGGCAUCAAGAACAACUGCUGAUUUCUAGAUAAAGACUUUGUUGAUUUUCAGCUAUCAACUGGAAAAGAAAUCAUGGACAUGAUAAGAUCAAUCUGUUAAAAGAUUAAGGAUAACCUUUUUUUUUAUAUCAAGGAUGAUUUAAGACCAUGGCUCCAAAAAACGUUAUGUUUUUCUUCCUUGUAGUAUUUAUCUGCUUCAUGCUCUAAAACAAAGUUAUUGGGUUGAAGCCGCAAUGAACAAAUAAUCUGUCCAGUAUAUUUCUGUACACAUGGAUAGAUCACGAAUGCUGCUUACAGUACCUUGUAAAUUUGGGAUAUAUGCACAGUUCAGUCCAUGUACCAAGGCACGGAAGCCUGUGAUUAUAGAGGACGCUACAUGGCUGCAACACAAGUUACUUUCAUCACAAAAAAAGCUGCAAUGCAGAAACAUUUAACUGGACAAAAGACUUAUGUUUAUUUAUGUUGUAUUAGAAUUAUAUAUAUGUUGUAUAGUUUCUCAGAGAUAAAUUUAUUGUACAAGUUGUCUUCAGUUGACCAAUACCAGUUUUACUUUUUAUACUCAUAAGUUAUUUGGGAAUAUCACAUGAGAAAUGUCCUUUCAGUGAGGGUUCCGCUUCUAGUUGAAUAUAUUUACUUUACUUUACUCUUGCAGUACCCUGACUACAGUACAUUUCUGAAUAAUAGGAAAUGUAACGUAUAUAAACUGAUGAUUACUUCACAUAUGAGAAAUUAUUUGUCUCAUAUUUGUAUAUCUUGCAUUUUUAUUGCAUUGUUAAUGCACAGUUCAAAUCAACAUAAAACAAAUGGCCACUAAUGGUUAUUUCUUAUAAAAAAUGUAUAGCUUAUAUUAUUUGAAGUCUAUCUCUAAUCUUGUAUUUGGUAACUGUCAUAAAGUUCCGAAAGGUCUCAAUGUGAUGUGAUAUUGACAUUUUCCAUAAACUUGUCUAUGUUUUAACAGCUA